This is a messenger RNA of Anisakis simplex (herring worm), 213 nucleotides long. The record is from the annotation of a GenBank genome assembly. Lineage: Eukaryota; Metazoa; Nematoda; Chromadorea; Rhabditida; Anisakidae.
GUGAUCAACAAUAUGCCAACGUUGGAUACGAUCGAAAUAUUUGGUUAUCCUUUUGAAUCAGACUUCAAAUCGAUGAUAUUGAACGGCGUGCCGUUGGGAGAUUCGGUGAAAGUUAAUUAUGAUUCCGCAAAACAACUUCUGAGAAUCGAAGGAAAGAAUUUGAUAAAUCUGUCGAAUAAUGAGCAAAUCGUUCUAAUGUGGUCAAAUUCGUAA